Parnassius apollo (apollo) is the source of this 420-nucleotide messenger RNA. Lineage: Eukaryota; Metazoa; Arthropoda; Insecta; Lepidoptera; Papilionidae. The record is from the annotation of a GenBank genome assembly.
AUGCCCAAAGAUUUGGAGAGAUUGAAACAAUGGAUUGAGGCUUGUAAAAGAACUGACCUGGAAAAUUUGAUGAAAAUUAAGGAUAGUGAUUAUUUUUACAACAAUUAUGUGGUUUGUUCAGAUCAUUUUGAUGUAGAAUGUUUUCGAAAUAAAGAUUUAUAUAGCCAGGGGUUAAUGCCAGGUUCAGUACCAACCCUGAAGUUGUAUAAUAAGAAAAAUACAAUGAAGAGAAUAUGUCCACGUGAAAUAAACUUAGACUGUCCAAUAAGUUCUAAACAGAUCAAAUUGAACUCGGCAGAUCCAAUAAUGGAGACCCAAGAGCAACAUGAAAACAUAAUACCUAAUGUUGCAAAUUUGCAGAGAGAAAUACUGUGUGUAAAAAUAAGCAAUCAAAGGGUCAGGUCCAACUUUUUGACGUAA